UUGUCUUUUAAACACUUUGAGCCAAAAACAUUGGAAAGUGAACAUGAUGCCAGUGUUUAGUAUAGCUUGUAUGUUUGCAACAACAGUAAAUGUAGUCAUAUUUUAUGUUAUUUUCAUAAAUAUUUGCACUAUGUUGUUAAUACUUUAAAUAAAUGAUUUCCCUUCAUGCAAAGCAGCAAAGUUUGAGUUUUAUGCCAAAAAUCUGCAUUAACCCAUACAGGGCCUUGGGAUUGUAUUCAUAUGCAGUGAACCUUUACACAUUUUGUCAUGUUAUAAGCAAAAAUACAAGGUAUUUUAGUAGGAUUUGAUUCGAUAUUCGAUCUUUUGGGUUAUGUCUCUACCAGCUUUGCACAUCUAGAGUCUGAAAGUUGUGACCAAAGUAGUCCAAGCUCAGUCAAACUGGAGGGAGAGUGUCUGUAAACAUCCAUUUUCAAGCCUUGCCGCAGAUAUAUGAAUUUCCACAACAGAAUGACAAUAACCAGUAACAUUGUAAGAUUUUUCUUAUAAUUAGGUUGGAAACCCCAUUUGUUCCACAUUUAUCAACAUUCCAUAGAAGAAAAAGUAUUCAUCUUUUUUUGCAAAAGUUUUGUUUUUCUCUCUUUUAACACCUAAAAAUAGAAAUAAAAUGGUGGUUCUUUAGACAUGACAGCAAAUUUCCUAUAGUAGAUGUUCAUCAGAAAUCAAAAGUUGUCUUUUCUCUAAAAGUUCAAGUAACAUCAGCCGCUGUAAACGAGAUUUGAUCUAAACCGUUCCACUGUAGAUCUGUCUGUAUGUCUGGGGUUGUUGUUCUGCUGGAAGGUGAACCUACGCCCCAGUUUCAAAUCAUUUGCAGCAUCUAACAGGUUGACAUUCCAGUAUUGUUAUAUAUUUAUCUUCCCAUGAACUCCGACCAGUUUCCCUGUUCCUGCUGUAGAGGAGCAUACCCACAGCAUGAUGCUGCCACCACCACCAUGUGUCAUCUUCAGUGUUAGUUUGUUGACACACACAGCAUUUUGAAUGUAGGUAAAAAGUCCAUUUUGAUCUUAUCUUAUCUGACCAGAAACAUUUCCUUCCACCCCAUAUUUCAGCGCUAUUUAACGUCAGUCACAGCAGUUUGUGGUUCUAAUGUGACAAAAUGUCUGUUUAUAUAACAAGUUAAAAGUGUGUGGAAACUUUUGCAAGGCAUUGUAGUUUCCAAAAGGUUGUCUUUGGUUAUGUUACUUUAAAAGAAUGUUAUACACAGUAAUGAUUACUAGAAAUGGACAAAUGGAGACAAAUAAUAAUUUAUUUACUUUUUAUGAUUUGGGGGAUUUCCCAAAUAAUUUUUCCAGACUUUUGGAGCUAACAUGCUAGAUACAAACUUUCAACCACUGAGUGCAAAUUUGCAUCAGAGCUGAUGUAGAAUCAGGGGCCAAGCCUGAUUAUUUUUAAAAUUACCCAAGAAUAGUAGCUCUUUUCUGUUCAAUUAAAGCUAGUCUGCUGAAAUGUAUCAUCUUUUCAAUAAAUAUGACAUCAAAACAAAGGGAAGUCACAUGCAAAAACACUAACACUGAUUAAUAUUUCUUUGUCAAUUUGAGUCAGCAUCUUCUGUCCACCAAGACCGCCAUGCCUGCAUUGGAGGUGAUCUGCAGCCUGAUUGGCUGGCUGUGUCUCUACCUGUUGUUCUGCUUCACCUUCUCCCAGCGAGGGCCUGAGUGGAACUGUCGCCUGGUCACUUUGACCCACGGGGUCUUCAUAGUGCUGCUGACUGCAUAUGUUGUAUUUGUUGACGGUCCCUGGCCCUUCACACAUGCAGGUACAGAAAACACUGAGCUCCAGAUUUUUGCCUUGGCAGUCUGCCUCGGCUACUUCUUCUUCGACAUGGGUUGGUGCGUGUGCUACCGGAGCGAGGGGCCAGUCAUGCUGGCACAUCACGCUGCUAGCAUUGUGGGCAUCCUUCUGGCCCUGCUGAUGGGUGUGUCGGGCUGUGAAACUUGUGGGGUCAUCUUUGGCAGCGAGAUCACCAACCCCUUGCUGCAGACCCGCUGGUUCCUCCGCCAGCUGGGUCUGUAUGACAGUCUGCUUGGAGAUGCCGUGGACCUGCUCUUUAUCUUACUGUUCGCCACGGUGCGUGUUGGCAUGGGGACUGUAAUGUUUUACUGCGAGCUCACCUCUCCCAGAACAUUGCUGAUAAUGAAGCUCGGCGGUGUGGUCAUGUAUCUAUUAGCGUGGGUGUUCAUGGUGGACAUAGCCAGAUUUGGCUACAAGAAAAGUAAGGCCAAAUAUAGAAAGUGGAUGGAGAACCACAAGCUCAAAGACAUGAACAAAGAAAAGCUAGUUAGACAUACAGACAAGAGUGACUGAGAAGACUGACUCAGAGGCUUUAAAAUAUAGUUCAGGUUUUUUUAAACUGAUGCUUUGUGAAUUUAAUAUCAGUAAUAGUUUUCUUACUUGUGGUGCAGCAGUCUUCAGCUCCAGUACUAGAGAGCCACUGGCCUGCAACUUUUAGAUGGAUUGCUGCACUAACAUACCUCAAUCAAAUGGCUAAAGUACCUCAUUUGCAUGUCAUUAAGUCAAGCAGACGGGGUUAAUGAGCCAUUCAUUCACUUCAGCUCUGUUAGAACACGGAUGUAUCAAAAAGUUACAAGUCAUUGGGUUAGGGUCCAACUGGAGCUCAAGACCCCUGCUGUAGUGGAAAAAUGUAAUCGCCAUGAGAUGGUAGAUCAGUAGAAAUCCUCACAGACAUGGACCAAAAAUGAAAAUAUUUACAUUCAUAGGACAUGAUACUAAUAUUCCACUCGUUUACAAGAGACAAUGUUAAAUGUGUUGCUGUUUUCAGUCUCUUUCAACGCAAAGUUAGGUUUAUUGACGCUGCCAGCUGGAUCAGUCCGUCUUAUCAGCUCAUUAUGGGUCCCCAGGGAUCAUUUCCAAACAACUACAAGACCUGGAAUAGCAUAUGAAUGCAUCAUUUCCAAUCCUGUUACACAAACAACAAACCUGGCAUGGAACUCAAAGCUUACUCCAUUGUUCAUUGACUCCUAGAGCGAACUGAGGACUUGCAGCUCGUCAGGGAGGAUGACGCAGCCUGCAGCAUUAACAGGUUCGGUCGCAGGGACAACAGGUCCAGGAGGGAAACCCAGAUGUUCCUUUCCCUGGUGAAACUCUCAUUCUGGGGGAUCCCAAGUUGGUUUCAGACCAGAAGGGAUGUAUGUAGACCAUCCAGCUGUUUCUUGGUUUUUCCUGGGGUCUCAAAAGCCUCCUAAAGCUGGCGCCCAAAAGCCAUCCUGAUUAGAUGCCUGAACCACCUCAGCUCUGCUCCACUCCACCCCUGAAUAAUGGAGCUUCUCACCUGUAUCUCUAAGAGUGAGUAUUGUUACCUUAACUUGGUGACCAGAUGUAGCAGAUCCGGAAAUUGGUCCUUUCUCCAACCGACAAUAUUCUCAGUCUGGGUCUUCUCCAAACCAACCAACAUACAGGUCCUUCUCAAAAUAUUAGCAUAU
Girardinichthys multiradiatus is the source of this 3458-nucleotide messenger RNA. RefSeq names its product TLC domain containing 5b (gene tlcd5b). The record is from RefSeq and is a predicted model, not a curated record. The transcript is spliced from 2 exons. Lineage: Eukaryota; Metazoa; Chordata; Actinopteri; Cyprinodontiformes; Goodeidae. Gene Ontology annotation, cellular component: membrane. The coding region runs from base 1585 to 2322 and encodes 245 amino acids.